Molecule: messenger RNA, 1131 nt
Organism: Haliotis rufescens (red abalone)
Lineage: Eukaryota; Metazoa; Mollusca; Gastropoda; Lepetellida; Haliotidae
Product: A disintegrin and metalloproteinase with thrombospondin motifs 9-like
Exons: 5
Coding region: 85-1023 (312 amino acids)
Molecular function (GO): zinc ion binding; metalloendopeptidase activity
Source: RefSeq, a predicted model, not a curated record
GAAGACGCGUGUUUAUUUGGAAGUUGAAUCUACUUGGCAACCACUAGCUUAUCCCUUGACUGUUAAACCGUGAAUCAUAGCACUAUGUUCUCAGCUUAUAUUACUUUCGACGUUUCAAUUUUAGUAGCAUGUGUCCUGGCUGCGAACGAUGACCUUGUGUUUUCACAUUUUUACAAAGUUCCCGAGUUUGACAACCUUGGAUCUUCAGCAGAGCACCUAUCACUAAAGGCACGAAACAUUCCUCUCUGUUGUUCAAAAUGUGCUCAGAGUGAAAACUGCAGCGGAAUAGUGUUCAACAAACACACUAGUGUUUGUAGUUUUGCCACUACCUGUCUCUAUAGUGAAACACUGACUGUUCCACAACCUGGGUCGAGAUAUUAUCGUUUUAAAGGACAAACAAAACCAUGCAAAUGUUCUGAAGUAAAAUCCUGUUCCCGUGGUGAUGGAGAAUACUGGAUCUACCCCCCAGUGUUCCAGGGUGAAAGAACGAGAAUCUACUGUCACAACAUGAGUUCAGAAGUUCCUACAGAAUACGUGACCUUACCAGCCCCGAACUUUGGGCUCUACCCUAAUACCCGUGACGGUGACUGUGAUGGAAACAUUAUGCCAUUGCAUAUUCCUAUGUAUGGCUUGACGACAUUCAGAAGGAUUCGAGUGGAUAUACAGACGAUGACUGUAGAUGUCAGAGACAGGAGAUUUGCUACAUCAACGAACAACGUCAACAAAUAUGGGCGCGCCAUCGACUGUUACACCCGUCACGUGGGUAAUGUGAGAAACAGCUGCGGUCCAAAGGGCACAUUCCAUAUUGACACCACAGGAACAGGCCUUGUUUUUAACAGAACGCUGGAAUGGCAUCUAUCACCGGGAAGUUCUUGGGGAACCGUAAACAAAUCAGCUGACGGGACCGUCAUAGAUCUCCUAGGAGGUGGGUAUUGUGGAGGAAUCCGGCCGUAUGAACCAAUGACGUUGGAGAUAAAUCCACUUGAGGUUGUGGGCGACACGACCGAUGACGUCUGUGCUUAGAAGACUCACAUCCGGACAAACGCAACCUAAAGCUUUGUGUGUUUGUCCACAUUUAAAACUGGGCGGCAAAAGAAAGUAUUGGUCGAGUUCCAUGAUCGAUAAAAGAAU